AAAAGCCAUGAAAAUGCAGGAGGGAGGGGGAGAGAGAGAAUCAAUGGAGGAGGAGAGAGAAAGAGAGAAGGAGAAGGAGAAAGGGAACGAGAGAUGGAGCGCAGCGACCGCGAAUCUCUCGGAGAUGGCCUCCAAUCUCGAGUCACUCCAGAAGCUACUCAUCAAGAAAGCCGUCUAUGUCGAUGAAGAGACCUUUGCCAAGGCCUCUCUCAGCUCCGAACAAGCCCGAACUAUCAAGGCUCUUGAACAAAGAGUAGGGUCAUUAGAACGAGAGCUUGAUGCUGCGAUUUCAGCUGCUGCUCGUGCUCGUUCAGAAAAAAGACAGGCUGAGGCAGCACAAAAAGCUGCUGAACUUCGUGCACUAGAGAUUACAAAGGAGCUUGAAAACACCACGAAGGUAUUUGAAUUGCACAUGGAAGAGUUGCGUGCGAAGCAAGAAGAGAUUUCCAAGCGAGAUAAUGAAAUUAAAUUACUUGAAGCUAUAAUUCAGACACUUGGGGGUAAAGAGUCACGUUUCACAAGUGUGUAAGACAAUUUCCGUUGGUGUAUUUCUGUCACACUGUAUCUUUCCUUGUAAUAUUAUUAGCGAGGCGUUUCUAACUUGUCAAAAGAGAACAUUAUAGCAGGGGACUUUCUGAUGUGUCUUUACUUGUUUUUAUCUUCUUUUUGUUCUUCUAAAAUAUUGGAAAUCUUCUACAAAGGGUUUCAAAUGUUUGUGUGCAGACUUUUUCCUGUAAUGAAAUGUUUGAUCCAAAGUGGAUGGAAUGAUGGGUUCAAUUGUGUUUCUGA
Camellia sinensis is the source of this 789-nucleotide messenger RNA. Its product is annotated as tropomyosin. The record is from RefSeq and is a predicted model, not a curated record. Lineage: Eukaryota; Viridiplantae; Streptophyta; Magnoliopsida; Ericales; Theaceae.